CAUAACCUCUAUAGUAAUAAAAUAUCUGCUUGCUGAGCUGCCUGCAUUUGUAUUUUACUGCCGGAAUUCUUAUAAAAUCAACUCUGAUCACCUCAAUCGCAGAUUAUCUACAACGUUUGGAGAUUUUCAUAAUUCAAAAUGGUCCGAUUUAAGCAUCGAUAUUUUACUGUGGAAGUAAUACCUGGACAUAAACCAAAUUCCCACAGUUUCAAACUAAAGUCGCAAGACUUACAUCAAUGUUUAUUAAAUACUGUGCAAAAACUUCAUGGAGAUUAUGGCAUAGCAGCAGUGUUGGGAGGCUUCAAAGCAAAAUAUUGUAAUCCAGUUACUCGGCUGGGUGUCAUAAGAGUAAGGCAUGGCCCUCAUCGGUUGGUUGCCAGCUGUUUACCAAUAGUAAAAAGCAUAAAAGAUACUCCAGUUUCUAUACGUACUCUCUAUACUGGAGCAUCUCUAAAACAUUGUUUCAAAUUUGCAGUGAAACACCAAAAACAAGCAUUGAUGAAGAUGUGGAACUCUUUGGCCAAUGAAGGAAUGAGGCAGAUGGUCAAAAACAGUAUUAUGGACCUUUCAGUGUUUAGAGAGUUAGAAACAAAUAUUGAAAUACCUGCAGAAUUCAGAGGUGAACAAGAACCAGUCAUAUAAGGGAGAAGAUAAUUGUUCCAAGUUGUUCCAGUUCAGAGUAAUGUAACAAAGAUGUCAACACUGUGUAGAAAAUUGUAUGUAUCAAAAUGUUUAGUAUUUGACCUUCGUAUACGGUUAAUAACUUUCUGAUUACUAGCCGAUCACUGUAAUUAAAAUAUCUCCCUUUGUACCCUAUCCAAAAACAUAUUACCCCUUGGGAGAAGACAUUCUUUAGACUGGUUGUUGAAUGAACUUUGUAUAUAUGAAGAGACACAACUGCUAAACUAUUUUAUGUCUUGGCUUGUUUUUUUCAUGAAGUCAAUGUAGGUUCUUGUGUUUUAUUAUUGGUGUUUGUUGUGAUAAGCCCACUGCAACCAAUAUGAAAUAGGUAGACCUUACCAUGAACCUGUUUCGUGUAGUGAUUUCUGGUUUAAGUUCCUUAUUGGCUACUUAAUAUGAUCUUUAGGGUAUUUAUUUGCUGUACAAACUGUAUACUUGGUUGUUUAAUACAUACAGGGUGUGGAAAAAAAGCUAUCUAUUUUAUGCAGUGCACUGUUCAGCGACAGGUAUUCUUUGAGUGGUUGGGCUAGGCUUGUCGGGAAGCCUACACGAUGUCAUUAUCUGUAGUCAUUUAGCAGUGGUCACCUGAGCAACGCACGUUUGUUAUCGAGUCGAAUUAAAAACUUAACGAUUCAAUCAUUGCAACUCAGCGGCAGAUCCGUGCAUUCUUUUAACUAGGGCGACUUGAAUUCUGUCAAGUAGCACAAUCAUCUGGUGGGUUACCAACUUUAGAACAACAGCUUCUGCGUUCAAAAAGAAGCUGACAAGCCGUCCAAAGCAGAUCGGACGCCACACACACAUUACACACAUUACACACAUGUUACACUAAUUUUGAGGAUCAAUCUUCUAAUCACUACUUAUUAAUUUUUUAUUUAUCUGUUUAAUAUUAUUGACUAUCCGUACGGAACCUCUCCAUGUCGACCUAAUUUAAAGAAUGCAUGGAAAUGCCGCUGAGUUGCAAUGACUGAAUAAUUACUUUUUUUAAACGACUCGACAACAAAUGCACGUUGCUCAGGUGACCACUGCUAAAUGACUACAGAUAAUGACAUCGUGUAGGCUUUCCAACGAGCCUACCCCAACCGCUCUCAGACAACCUGUUGCUGAACAGUGCGCUGGAGAAAAUAGAUUAAUUAUUUUGCUUCACCCUGUAUGUACACAAUAGUAUUUUUAUGUGAUUGUAAAAUGCAUUUAUUGGAUUUAUUGAUCUUGGCACUUUAAUACAUUGUUCUUAGCAGA
Molecule: messenger RNA, 1917 nt
Organism: Macrosteles quadrilineatus (aster leafhopper)
Lineage: Eukaryota; Metazoa; Arthropoda; Insecta; Hemiptera; Cicadellidae
Gene: Pop5
Product: ribonuclease P/MRP protein subunit POP5
Exons: 4
Coding region: 139-642 (167 amino acids)
Biological process (GO): tRNA 5'-leader removal
Cellular component (GO): ribonuclease P complex
Molecular function (GO): ribonuclease P RNA binding
Source: RefSeq, a predicted model, not a curated record